Molecule: messenger RNA, 2105 nt
Organism: Porites evermanni
Lineage: Eukaryota; Metazoa; Cnidaria; Anthozoa; Scleractinia; Poritidae
Source: the annotation of a GenBank genome assembly
AUGCGACUUGCAGGAGGUGAAAAUGGCGGGAAAGCGAGAAAUUGUCGAGUCCUGCGUCGAGUCCUAGCUCGAAGUCCUGGCUCGAGUUCCUGGCUCGAGUUCCUGGCUCGGGUCCUGGCUGGGUAUAUAGGCAUCCUCAGAAAGCCGGUUUUUCUGCCUUAGAAAUAGUUCAAUCGCCCAAGGUCUUUGGAAAUGUUAAUUAACCUUAUAAGUUCCAAAUUCCCUAUGGUGUAUGUGGUAAACAACUCUUGUUCUUGGUACCUUGCUACAUAGGCACGUGCAGUAAGAAAAUUCAAUCAGAAAUAAUUAUUCAAAUCAGAACGUUGCUCCUUCCCACAUUCAAAAGUAGUGUAGCUUUGGUUGAGAAAGCUGACGAAAGUUGCUCAUGGAUCAUGAAAGAGAAACAAGACACUCUCGCAUAAACUGACAAUCCGUCUUUCCCAGCAUCACUACAAGAAAGCUAACUGUGGAAACAUUCUGAGAUGUUAAAACCAGCGCCUGAGGUAAAUAACUUGUUAACCGAAGUUAUAGUCACAUAUGUAUUCCGUCAAGUCAAACUUUAAAAUUAAGUCAUUUCGUUGUCGAAUAUUCUUGUUUUAAAGUUUCUUCUUUUCUCAGAGGAGAAAAAGCAAGUAGAAAUGUAAACCAAUGCUCAAGCAAAAUUAGACCAUGAUUUGGAAAGCCCUCCGUAGUACAUGGUCGUACACGUGGCUGUUACCAAUUAAAAAUACACGCAAAACUUAGUGGAGACCUCAAUGUUAGAUAAAGUGGCCCAGCAAAUUACGUCUUUCUUUUUUUCCAUUAUUUUGGUUAUUAAGAAAAAAAUUUGCAGUAUCGACAAAUUUGAUUUAUUUUUUUUCUCUGUGUACAACAGCGAGAUUUUGACGGAGAUAACAUCACAAAAUUAGGCUACCGCACCUUUAAAUAGAGAUGGAACUGACCUCAGUACUACGAAAAGCCUCGAAGUAAAUUGCAAAAGAUGUUUAUUUAUUUAUUUAAAAAGCAGUUUAUAUUUAACAGAAUAAAGAUGAAAGAGGCCGUGCUUGUCAAAGUGUUGAUGGGGCAAUUUCGAACAACUUUUUUGUAAACUGCUACUCGGUAUUUGCCUUUAUUAAACAGGUUCGAAUAACUGAAAUUUAUUGAGGUAAUUAACAGCUUUAAUUUCUUACUAUGAUGUUGAAGAUUGCAGUUUUCGAUACUUGUUAUGAAUGGAAAAGAUUCGCAAAGAUCGUCACCAGAGACACAUCCAUGAUGUAACUUCAUCGCUCGAGAUCUCUCGCGUUAACUCUCGGGUGAAUAGAUUGCGAUAGAGGCUGUAUUGUUACUAUGAUGUUGAACAUUGCAAAUUAAUGAUACUUAUUAGAAAUGGAAAAGAUUGGCAAAGAUCGUCAUCAGAGCCACACCACAACUGAUAUAACUACAUCACGCGGGACCUCUCGCGUAAAUAGAUUGCGAUAGAACCUGAAUGGUAACUAUGUGAUGUUGAACAUUGCAAAUUAAUGAGACUUAUUAGGAAUGGAAAAGAUUGGCAAAGAUGGUCGUCAGAACCACACCUCGUAUGGUAUAACUACAUUCCGCUCGACCUCUCUGUAAUAUCUCGCUUAGAUAGAUUGCGACAGAGUCUGUGUGGUUACCAAGAUGUUUGACAUCGGAAUUAAAAGAGUCGCAGCAAUUGUCACUGGAUAUAUUUUCUUGGGUUUUGCUAACCUUUUUAGGUUUAAAACCGCAGGCUUUUCAAAGUUGCAAAUGAAUUUAAAAAUAAAGUAUUUCCGAAUUGUUUCUCUGUUUAUCUUUUACUUAGCUGUCUGAAACUGAAUUGAGCCAUGUUUUACUACUAUUAACUCAGCUUCUUGUCUUUCAAUUUUCAGCCGUCAGACCAGACCAUCUUCCUCAGGCACACCUCCAGAUUAGACCAUGAAAGCAGUCGAUCAGACCACCACACCAGACAAUCAGAUCAGAACCUAGAUCAGACCACCACAUCCGAAUACCACAAAAGACCAUCGUCACGACCCGACCGCCAAAUCAGAUCAUCAGAUCGCAUCACCAACGACAAUCCAGACUACCAGAUCAGAUCACCCCACCAGACCACAGGACACCAUAUUUGA